CACGUGGCCCGCCGCGCCGCCCACGUGUUCCUGCCGUCGCCGUCGUACUCCCGUGUCCGGCGCUGCGUACCGAGGUUCACCACAGCGACGUCCUAGUGUCGACAUGCCGUCUGUCAUGAGAGUUCUCGGUUCUUUCUUUGCUCUGGCGUAAAGAAUCCAUGAUGACGAUGGAUGUAAAGGCGGAGACGCAGAAGAACAACUCCCCACAGGAGUGUGCUGGGUGUGGGAAGAAGAUAACCGAGAGGUACCUGCUGAAGGCGCUGGACCUGUUCUGGCACGAGGACUGCCUCAAGUGCGGCUGCUGCGACUGCCGCCUGGGGGAGGUGGGCUCCACGCUCUACACCAAGGCCGACCUCAUCCUGUGCCGCCGCGACUACCUCAGGCUUUUCGGGAACACGGGUCACUGUGCGGCGUGCUCCAAGGUGAUCCCCGCCUUCGAGAUGGUGAUGCGCGCGCGAAACAACGUCUACCACCUCGAGUGCUUCGCCUGCCAGCAGUGCAACCACAGGUUCUGCGUGGGCGACCGCUUCUACCUGUGCGAGAACAAGAUCCUGUGCGAGUACGACUACGAGGAGCGGCUCGUCUUCGCCAACAUGGCGUACAACCCGUCCAGCCUGGCGCACAUCAAGCGGCACCUGCCUCCACCGCCGCCUACGACGGGCGCCGGGGGCGGCCACCUGGGGCGGUCGGGGGUGCUGCCCGUGGUGGGAGGCGCGCUGCCGCCCCUCUGCGGCCUGCCGGGCGCC
Schistocerca nitens (vagrant locust) is the source of this 746-nucleotide messenger RNA. Its product is annotated as LIM domain only protein 3-like. NCBI's taxonomy places the organism in Eukaryota, Metazoa, Arthropoda, Insecta, Orthoptera, Acrididae. The annotation marks the transcript as partial. Gene Ontology annotation, cellular component: nucleus. The transcript is spliced from 7 exons. The record is from RefSeq and is a predicted model, not a curated record. Gene Ontology annotation, molecular function: DNA-binding transcription factor binding; transcription coactivator activity. Gene Ontology annotation, biological process: positive regulation of transcription by RNA polymerase II.